AUGGGAUCUCGCGUUCCUCCUCGCCGCCCAGAAGAGCUUUCACAAGAAGAGAAAGCAGAGUAUGAUACCUUUUCUGAGCAACUGGUCUCUGGCGGGUUCAAUGAGAAGAUAUUCCGCUGGAAAGACGACAAUGGAGCCCUCAUAGGCCCUCUUGCGCUGUUCAUGGCUUACCCAAAUCUUGGGCACCGAGCCACGGAUCUCAUCUUCAGCGUGGGCAGCCUCAAAGGCUUGCCCAAUGAUGCGAAGGAGACUGCCAUCCUCGUGUGUGGAGGCAACUUUCAGGCUGCUUAUGAGCUCUAUGCACAUGAGAACGUGGCAGAAAAGGCGGGCUAUUUGAACAAAGCCCAGAUUGAAGCGAUCAAGGAGAACCGGAAGCCAGCGGAUCUCAACAGCGACUGCAGUCUCGCGUACGACGUAGCAAGACAUUUGUGCAGCACUCCUGGACCGUUACCGGCAGAGCUGUGGCAGAGCUCAGUCGAGGCCUUCGGUAAAGAAGGCGCAAUCGCCUUGGUGCAAUUUACGGCCCUGUACUCCUACAUAUCCAUCACUUUGAAUGGGCUGGAUGUGCCGAUCCCCACCAAUUGAGACGCAGCGAGCUAUGCGGUGUUGUCGCUCUCUGCAUAGUCGGAGGCAGGCCCCGUAGCAGGCGGACUUGGUUCCAGAGUUAUGGGCCAAUGAGAUCAGCGGGGAAGUGAAUCGAUCGACGGGCAUCGCAGUGUCACCCGCAGAGUUAGCAACUACUACUACAUUCACUUCGCACAGCUUUCGACCAUGUUUCAUCACCCAUUUUGGCUCACAAUUAG
Molecule: messenger RNA, 803 nt
Organism: Cercospora beticola
Lineage: Eukaryota; Fungi; Ascomycota; Dothideomycetes; Mycosphaerellales; Mycosphaerellaceae
Product: carboxymuconolactone decarboxylase family protein
Source: RefSeq, a predicted model, not a curated record